ACUGCCUGAUAUUUUAUUUCAUUGCAUUUUUUUACUUCCACUCACCUUUUUCUGCACUUUUAUUUUUAUCCUUUGCCAUCCCAAUUUUCAAAAUUCAUCUCGAAUUCAGCCCCCCCCCUCGCUUUCUUGAAUUCAUCGCUUGUUCUCUGAUAACCACAAUCACCAACACCUGACCUGUAUUAUAUUGUUUAUUUUGUUUGAAAUGGACCCGCUCGGCGCGCUGCAGCCCUAUGUCGCCCAAGCCUCAACCUACGCCUUCCCGCUACUCGUGACCAGCGUCCUCUUAUACUAUGCGGCCACCACCGCAGGAGGUGCCUGGAGACAGCGCCAGAGGGCCAAGAAGCAAGUGACAGAGGAGCAGAAGCGGCGGGAAUUGUAUGUUAAAAGGGCACAGCAGGCAACGCAGCAGGACAACCAAUCGGACAAGACAGAGAAGAAAUUGGAGGAUGACGGUAAUCAUGGGCGCUCCUCUGGGUUGCGCCCAAGAUUGCCGGCGAGUACCGCUUCCUCUGGUGGUUUUGGAAGCAGGGUGGUGACUAUGGAUGACUUGCGUUCACGGGUUACAGGUCCCAGCAGGGCUUGCUCUAUUGGCGGUGGCGGCUGCUGCGGAUAAAAAACAAUAUGCGCUAUUUCUUUCUUUUCUCCAUUUUUAAUAAAUGGCAUGAAUGCGAGGAUAUAAAUGCCAGUCAAAACACGCCAUUAAAAGCGAUUUUAAACACCAUUUUCAAACAUAUAAAAAUGAUAUUAGCAAAU
Molecule: messenger RNA, 753 nt
Organism: Kickxella alabastrina
Lineage: Eukaryota; Fungi; Kickxellomycota; Kickxellomycetes; Kickxellales; Kickxellaceae
Exons: 1
Coding region: 203-613 (136 amino acids)
Source: RefSeq, a predicted model, not a curated record